Messenger RNA from Pantherophis guttatus, 5553 nucleotides. It is a transcript of the gene ZNF532, whose product is annotated as zinc finger protein 532. The record is from RefSeq and is a predicted model, not a curated record. NCBI's taxonomy places the organism in Eukaryota, Metazoa, Chordata, Lepidosauria, Squamata, Colubridae.
GCCAGCAAAUCAGUCCUGCCAUUAUAAUAUGACUGAGAAGUGAAGGGUAAGAGUUUAUGGUAAUUUAUACUUAAAUUCUUAUAGGGUACAUUUGUGUAAUGAUGACAGAAACUACUGGAUGGCGACAGACAGUUUUAUCAAAAUGGCGGCUUCUGUUCUUGUGUUGAAUGGCAGGGAUUGUCAGGGAUUGGGAAACUCUGGCUUUUCAGAUGUUAAAGUACAAUAAACAACAGUCCCAUCAGUAUGAUUAAUGGUGAGAGAAGUUGGGAGCUAUAUUUUUCAAUAUCCAGUGGUCCAAAAUUCCCAUAACAACCAGUAAAUGACUGGAAAGCUGCCCAGAAUGAUUAUGUGUAAUCCGUAUUUCUUGGAGGAGGCAAACAGAAUAAGACUCUGUUUUCUAGUUUAGAAUCUACUAUUGAGGAGGUUUUGAAUUAUGGAAAUAGGAGAUUUUAGUCUAUGGAAAUUAUGGAAUCUCACUGCUGUUGAGGCUGGAUUUGGAAACCAUUUUGGUAAUGAGAAGGAAGGAAGGAAGAUCUUUGAAUGAAAAUAUGAGUAAGUUAAAAGAUGCAGAGAUAAGGAAUUCCUUCCACAAGGAAGGAAUAAUGAUGAGGACUGGGGAUUUUGAAAGCUGCUGUUCCAACACAUAUAGAAAACACCAGGGGUCUUGCAUAGGUGAAGAGAAGGCCUUGUAAUUGUAACAACUGUUGCUACGGUAUGUGUAAAUUACUAGUGACUUGGAAGUGGAUAGACAAGGUUGGCCAUAAGCCCUUUGUGAAGAGCAAGGACUAUUUUACAACCACUCCAAAUGUUCUACAGAUGUGGGGUCUGAGAACAUGGAACUCCUGCUUUUGUAAAUGCCCCAACGUUGAGAGCGCAUAGGAAAGUAUGUCACUCAACAGAAGCAUCUCCCUCUCUUGGGGAACAGAAGUGGAAGUGGGGGGGUUUGCUUGCUCUUGUGGCCGAGUAUCCUUCAUGCAGCAAAGGAGAUCCUGUGAGCAUUAAAAAAAAAAAACAACCAACAACUGCGGUCUCUCUUUGUUAGCUUCAAGACAUACACAGCUUUUCAGCCAGGUUUUGGGAGGUUUGCUGUGCUUGUGCAACCUUCAUCGGCAUCAUUGGCAUUUAAAAAAUUGUCACAAGGCAAAGUACACAAGAUUGACUCCUAAAAAGCUAACGUGACCAUGGGAGAUAUGAAGACUCCAGACUUUGAUGAUCUGCUUGCAGCCUUUGAUAUACCAGAUAUGGUUGACCCAAAAGCGGCUAUUGAAUCUGGCCACGAGGAUCACGACAGCCAUAUAAAGCAGAAUGUCCACCCGGAGGAUGAUUCCCACGCACCAUCCUCAUCUGACGUCGGUGUAAGUGUCAUUGUGAAAAAUGUGCGGACAAUUGAUUCCUCUGAAGGAGCGGAGAAAGACAACCACCAUUCCACAGGCAACGGGUUACACAACGGUUUCUUGACGGUAUCAGCUCUAGAAAGUUAUAAUAAAGAGGAAGGCAAAUCGCUCAAAGAUGAGGGCUCAGUCUCAGAAAAUACACUGAAAGAGUCUGCCUUUAACCAAUUUAGUCCUAUCUCAAGUGCUGAAGAGUUCGACGACGAUGAAAAAAUCGAGGUGGACGACCCUCCGGAUAAAGAGGACAUGCGUGGGAACUUCAGAACAAACGUAUUAACAAGGUCUGUCUCCCAGCAGGACUAUGAGAAGUUAAAAGUACUCGGAGGAGAAAACUUGAUGAAACACGGAGUUGCAGGUCCAGGUAAUUCUGAGAAACCCAAGGUGUCUAAAAGAGACUCGGAAACAAACCCAUCACCUUUAGGUCACUAUGAACCCUUUAAAGCUAGGAAGAUAGACGACAAGCUGCUUAAAGAAAACUCGGAGAAACUCCUUGAAAACAGAGCGGUCGAUGGGAAAAUAAAUCCGGAAAAAGGAGAAGCAACCCUUACCAGUCUUUCCCAGGCUAAAGCAAAAUCCUCAGCAAAACUCUCUUCCUGUAUUGCUGCAAUUGCAGCUCUAAGUGCUAAGAAAGCAGCCACGGACACUGGCAAAGACCCACAAUCCAAUUCAAGGGGAUCCUCUCCCUUGCAGAAAGAUACCAGCGAAAGCCCCCGCGCCAUGGACAAAUCCCCCGAGUCUCAGAGUCUCAUUGACUGUGCAAAAAAGCCCCCUGUCAAACAACCUGACAGCCCCAGGAGUAUAUCAAGUGAAAACAGCAGCAAAGGCUCCCCGCCAUCGCCUGCAGGCUCGACGCCAGCCAUCCCCAAAGUGCGCAUCAAAACCAUCAAGACGUCCUCGGGGGAGAUCAAGAGAACGGUCACCCGUGUCUUGCCUGAAGUGGAUUUGUUGGAAAGCGGUAGGAAACCAGAGCAAGCAGCUUCCAUGGUGGCUUCUGUGACAUCGUUGCUGUCUUCCCCGACUUCUGCCGCAGUUCUUUCUUCUCCCCCCAGGGCACCUCUCCAAUCGACAGUGGUCACCAACGCGGUGGCUUCCGCAGAGCUCACUCCCAAACAAGUCACCAUUAAGCCUGUGGCCACUGCUUUUCUCCCCGUAUCGGCUGUCAAGACAGCAGGAUCACAGGUGAUCAAUCUGAAACUUGCAAACAACACCACAGUGAAAGCCACCGUCAUAUCCGCUGCUUCGGUGCAAAGCGCCAGCAGUGCCAUCAUCAAAGCCGCCAAUGCUAUACAGCAGCAAACAGUUGUGGUGCCCGCCUCGAGCCUUGCCAGUGCGAAACUUGUGCCAAAGACGGUCCACCUUGCCAACCUUAAUCUACUGCCUCAAAGUGCUCAGACCACCUCCGAACUCCGCCAAGUGCUCACGAAACCUCAGCAACAGAUCAAGCAGGCAAUAAUCUCUGCAGCAGCUUCUCAGCCUUCGAAAAAAGUGUCUCGGGUUCAGGUGGUGUCCUCUCUACAGAGCUCUGUCGUUGAAGCUUUCAACAAGGUGCUCAGCAGUGUUAACCCCGUCCCAGUCUAUAUCCCAAAUCUCAGCCCUCCUAUAAACGCGGGCAUCGCUUUACCCACACGUGGUUACAAAUGCUUGGAAUGCGGUGACUCCUUUGCCCUUGAAAAAAGCCUGGCUCAACACUACGACAGGAGGAGCGUGCGGAUCGAAGUCACCUGUAACCAUUGCACAAAAAACCUGGUUUUCUAUAACAAAUGCAGCCUUCUUUCUCAUGCACGGAGUCACAAAGAGAAAGGGGUGGUGAUGCAGUGUUCUCAUCUGAUUUUGAAGCCAGUUCCUGCCGAUCAGAUGAUAGCUUCUCCCACCAGCAAUAGUUCUGUUACGGCGUCCAUUCUUCAGAAUCCCACCGGAGUGGGCACCCACACCAUAACGAAGAUACAGUCCAGCAUAACAGGGACAGUCAUAUCGGCUCCUUCAAGUACGCCUGUUCCACCAGCCAUGCCUCUAGAUGAAGACUCUUCGAAGUUGUGCAGGCAUAGUCUGAAGUGUUUGGAAUGUAAUGAAGUUUUCCAAGAUGAAACGUCUUUAGCCACCCACUUCCAGCAGGCUGCAGACUCAAGUGGACAAAAGACCUGCAGUAUCUGCCAGAUGUUGCUUCCAAAUUUGUGCAGUUUUGCAUCACAUCAGAGGAUACAUCAGCAUAAAUCUCCAUAUACAUGUCCUGAAUGUGGGGCCAUUUGCAGAUCAGUCCACUUCCAAACUCAUGUCACAAAGAAUUGCCUGCAUUAUACAAGAAGAGUUGGAUUCCGCUGUGUCCAUUGCAACGUGGUAUAUUCUGAUGUGGCUGCACUCAAGUCCCAUAUUCAAGGUUCUCAUUGUGAAGUCUUCUACAAGUGUCCUAUUUGCCCAAUGGCAUUCAAAUCAGCACCCAGCACCCAUUCCCAUGCCUAUACCCAACAUCCUGGAAUCAAAAUAGGAGAGCCCAAAAUAAUAUACAAAUGUUCCAUGUGCGACACAGUGUUUACCCUGCAGCCAUUGCUGUAUCGUCACUUUGACCAGCACAUUGAAAACCAGAAAGUAUCUGUCUUCAAGUGUCCGGACUGCUCGCUUUUGUAUGCACAGAAACAACUCAUGAUGGAUCAUAUCAAGUCCAUGCACGGGACGUUGAAAAGCGUUGAAGGGCCACCGAACCUCGGUAUCAAUUUGCCGUUGAGUACAAAGCCUUCCAUCCAGAACUCAGUCAGCCACAAUAAAGAGGACUCGAAAUCCAUCAAUGGGACGGAUAAAGCCGAGAAGAAUUCCCCGACUACUGUGAAGAAGGCAGAGCCCAAAAAAGGGUCUAAUCCUGGCUGGACAUGCUGGGAAUGUGAUCGGCUGUUUACUCAGAGAGAUGUUUAUAUAUCCCACAUGAGGAAAGAGCACGGAAAACAAAUGAAGAAACAUCCUUGCCGACAGUGUGACAAAUCAUUCAGUUCAUCGCACAGCCUUUGCCGUCACAAUCGCAUCAAGCACAAAGGCAUCAGGAAAGUUUACACCUGCUCGCACUGCCCGGAUUCCAGAAGAACUUUUACUAAGCGAUUAAUGCUAGAAAAACAUAUUCAGCUGAUGCACGGCAUUAAGGAACCCGACGUGAAAGAAAUGGCAGAAUCAACGAACAUGGGAGAAAGUUCAGUCAAGGAAGACACGAAGGUUCCCAGUCCAAAGCGUAAAUUAGAGGAGCCCGUGUUGGAAUUCAGGCCCCCUCGAGGGGCCAUCACCCAGCCGCUGAAGAAGUUGAAAAUCAAUGUUUUUAAAGUUCACAAAUGCGCCGUCUGUGGCUUCACAACCGAGAACCUGCUUCAGUUCCACGAACAUAUUCCCCAGCACAAAUCUGACGGCUCCUCCUAUCAGUGCAGGGAAUGCGGUCUUUGUUAUACGUCCCAUGUCUCUUUGUCUAGGCAUCUCUUCAUUGUCCAUAAGCUGAAGGAACCUCAGCCUGUUUCGAAACAGAAUGGCUCUGGAGAAGACAGUCAGCAGGAGAACAAGCCCAGCCACGAGGAGGAAUCCACGGAUCGAUCCACCUCUGACAGGAAAUGCAAAGUGUGCGCAAAGACCUUUGAAACGGAAGCUGCCUUAAACACCCACAUGAGGACACACGGGAUGGCUUUUAUUAAAUCCAAACGAAUGAGUUCGGCUGAAAAAUGACCUGUUCCUGUCUUUCAUCCCAUAAGCAUCUUCCAAAAGCCCUGGAGGGGGGGAGGGGGAGAAAUCAACCUUUCUACUUCAGAAUGGAGUUGACUUUUUUCUUUGGGGGAAUAUAAAAGAUUUACCAUACCGUAAAUUUUAACAAUUCUCCCCCAGGCUGUUGCAAUAGAUUCCACUCUAUUCUAUAUUUCAAUUUUAUCUUCCUCACCUCAUAUCACUAUAGAGAUUUAUAAGUAGUCAUUCGUCAUUCACUCUCGCCUGAAAGACAGCAUUUUAAAAAAAAAAAAGCAGUAUUUGAGUCUAAAAGAAUUUGUAUAUAUUUAAACAAAAGGAAUUUCAUAGUCUUUGUUACAUGUUUGUAUUUGUAUUUAGUGGGGUUUUUUUCUUUCCUGUUUUGUUUGUCUUUCUUGCUUACGUCUUUUCUAACCAAUGGAUUGUUUCGAAGCAGAAUUCUUAAAACGUUGGAGCAAUA